Molecule: messenger RNA, 1339 nt
Organism: Arabidopsis thaliana (thale cress)
Lineage: Eukaryota; Viridiplantae; Streptophyta; Magnoliopsida; Brassicales; Brassicaceae
Gene: GGR
Product: geranylgeranyl reductase
Exons: 2
Coding region: 111-1091 (326 amino acids)
Biological process (GO): isoprenoid biosynthetic process
Cellular component (GO): cytoplasm; chloroplast thylakoid membrane
Molecular function (GO): prenyltransferase activity
Source: RefSeq, marked reviewed
UAGAAAUCAAUCAUAUAUUGGCACUUCCUAUCAAGAGAGUUUGGCUGAACCCAAUUUUACUAAAUUAUCAUUAUCUCAAACACAACAAGGAUAGAUCAUCCUCAUAGGCGAUGUUGUUUAGUGGUUCAGCGAUCCCAUUAAGCAGCUUCUGCUCUCUUCCGGAGAAACCCCACACUCUUCCUAUGAAACUCUCUCCCGCUGCAAUCCGAUCUUCAUCCUCAUCUGCCCCGGGGUCGUUGAACUUCGAUCUGAGGACGUAUUGGACGACUCUGAUCACCGAGAUCAACCAGAAGCUGGAUGAGGCCAUACCGGUCAAGCACCCUGCGGGGAUCUACGAGGCUAUGAGAUACUCUGUACUCGCACAAGGCGCCAAGCGUGCCCCUCCUGUGAUGUGUGUGGCGGCCUGCGAGCUCUUCGGUGGCGAUCGCCUCGCCGCUUUCCCCACCGCCUGUGCCCUAGAAAUGGUGCACGCGGCUUCGUUGAUACACGACGACCUCCCCUGUAUGGACGACGAUCCUGUGCGCAGAGGAAAGCCAUCUAACCACACUGUCUACGGCUCUGGCAUGGCCAUUCUCGCCGGUGACGCCCUCUUCCCACUCGCCUUCCAGCACAUUGUCUCCCACACGCCUCCUGACCUUGUUCCCCGAGCCACCAUCCUCAGACUCAUCACUGAGAUUGCCCGCACUGUCGGCUCCACUGGUAUGGCUGCAGGCCAGUACGUCGACCUUGAAGGAGGUCCCUUUCCUCUUUCCUUUGUUCAGGAGAAGAAAUUCGGAGCCAUGGGUGAAUGCUCUGCCGUGUGCGGUGGCCUAUUGGGCGGUGCCACUGAGGAUGAGCUCCAGAGUCUCCGAAGGUACGGGAGAGCCGUCGGGAUGCUGUAUCAGGUGGUCGAUGACAUCACCGAGGACAAGAAGAAGAGCUAUGAUGGUGGAGCAGAGAAGGGAAUGAUGGAAAUGGCGGAAGAGCUCAAGGAGAAGGCGAAGAAGGAGCUUCAAGUGUUUGACAACAAGUAUGGAGGAGGAGACACACUUGUUCCUCUCUACACCUUCGUUGACUACGCUGCUCAUCGACAUUUUCUUCUUCCCCUCUGAUUUUGGGCCCUCUUUUACAUUUGGGCCUUCCUUCGCUAUACGAAAUUAGGCCCUGUAAUGGACUGUGUAUCGUUCAUUUUUAGCCCAGAGCUUCUUCGCUUGACCAUUCAUCUUCGCUACCACCUGUCAUUAUCAUUGUUUUUUUUUUGUGUCGGCCAUGUCAAAAUCAUUUAGUUACUACAUGUACUUUUAACCAAAUUUAUAGCAAUCUACUAUGUAUGUAUUUAUUUAUUUAUUUUGACCAAAAU